Messenger RNA from Macrobrachium nipponense, 952 nucleotides. RefSeq lists its product as uncharacterized. Lineage: Eukaryota; Metazoa; Arthropoda; Malacostraca; Decapoda; Palaemonidae. Bases 50 to 469 code for a protein of 139 amino acids. The transcript is spliced from 2 exons. The record is from RefSeq and is a predicted model, not a curated record.
AAAAUGUAUGGGAGACGUACUUUGUUUCUAGACACGAUAUAUUUCCACCAUGAGAUACCAGGUUUAUUUGGGCCUUAUUGCAGUGUUGUUCAAAGCAGCCUCUUCUGCCCCUCAAGAAUAUCAAGCCCUAGGAGUCCUACAGCCAGAGGCUGGUGACGUAGGCCCAUACGACAGGAUGAUCUCCGCCACCAUCGACGUUCUUCCCGAGAUGGCCGACGUCUUCGAGGAGAUCGCCGACGACCCGAGACACCCCAACGAUCCUCAGAGAAUCCAGAAAGUCAUAAACGUGUUCAUGCCCUUAACUCGGCGUCUCAUUCUGGCUAACGCCGAGGUCGAAGGCCGCCAGUGGGCCAAGGAAGAUCAGUACAGAUUCAACGCUGCCGGUGCCGUCUUGCCGUCCGUGUUCAGCUUCAUGGACAGGCUAAGAAACAAGGAUUUCUUUGGAUCAGGGACCAGAAAUGUCGUCUAAAGUUCUGAUCAUUCGCGUGUACUUGUCCUAAUUUUCUAAUGUCCACCAAGAACGUCUAGCACAAUGUUUCUAAGGAUCAAGCAAGAUCAAACGAUGAUCUGUUUGUUCAUGGUGGCAGUAAUAAGAAAGUACAGCAUUUGCAAGCACUCACGAAUAUGGAUUAUAGAAAGGAAAAAAUAUACGAAUAGAUAAGGAUACUGUCAAUAGUCAAAAUGCUUUUAUCAGUGAAUUAUUAUUAUGGAGAAAAUCCCUUCCAAAUAGGUUAUUUCAAAUUAAAGAUUUCUUAUUACUGCAGCCAACCCUUAAUAAAUGUCAGAUUCCGAAACGAUUUCGAAUAACAAUAUUUAUUGCAUCUCCUAUUGUACUUCUAGUAUUUUCCGUUCCAUACUCAAAAUCUCGCUCGAAUUGACAAUAGUGAAGAAAAUAUUUAAUUAUUUAUAAAAAUGUUUGUCUUAACAAAUAAAUUUGUCAGCUAAAACCAAC